AUGUUAUAUAAAACUCAGCUCUGUUCAUUUUAUGCUAAGGGGAUAUGUGCUCGAGGAAAUAAAUGUAGUUGGGCUCAUGGGCAGUCAGAUGUAAGGCCUAUGCCAAAAUUUUAUAAGACUAGAAUGUGCUACACAUUUCUAUCAGGAAGUUAUUGUGAAGCCUCAAAAUGCACGUUCGCCCACACUGAAGAAGAAUUACGAGGCUCUGGAAAAGCUUUGAGAUUGUGUACUAAGUUUUUCUUGGAUGGUUAUUGUAGUAAAUCUGAUAAGUGUCCUAUGGCUCAUCAUAUUAGUCAAUUGGACCCUUCUGUAAAAUUUACGGCAAGCGAAUUAAUGAACAGAAUGUAUAAUAAUGAAGAAACGUCAUGUUAUAAAGAUAAUGAGGAUACACAAGAAAAUGAUGAUGAUAAUAAUAUAUAUUUUAAAAAUGAUACAUACAAGAAUGAAGAAAAUAAUGUUGAUAUGGAUUAUAGUAUGGUGAACAAUUUUAAUGAUAAUAAUUUAAGAGAUUCUAAAAAUAAUUACAAAAAUGUUAAUAUGGAUAGCAAUCAAGAAAUUGAAUAUGUGACAGAAAUUAAGGUUCCCCCCAAUAUUGGCAAACUCAUUAUGAAUGAAAACGAUAAAUAUGAUGAAUACAUUUUAAAUCAAGACAUCUGCAAAAUAAAUAAUAUAAAAUCUUGUGAAUAUUAUAAUAAAAUAAAUGAAAAUAUCCAUUCCAAUGAUUAUAUUUUAAAUGGUGAUAUUGUAGAUGAAAGAGAAAAGAAAUCUAACCAAGAAUACGUAUACAAUAAAAAUGGAGAACCUAUUGAUACAUAUAAUAAUUAUGAAACUUGUAAAAAUUAUAAGAUUAUGAAUAAAAAUAGAUUCAUAAAUAAUGAAUAUUAUAAAAAUACUAUUGGUACCAUAGAACAAAAUAUACAAAAUGUAGACGGUACAAAUUAUGUAGGUAGUAAUUGCCUAUCCACUAAUUGUGUAGGUCACUGUUUGGGUAAUCAUUGUUUUGGAAAUCAUUGUGUAGGUAAUAAUUGUUUGGCUAGUAAUUGUUUGGCUAGUAACUAUUUGGCUAGUAACUGUUUGGCUAGUAACUAUUUGGCUAGUACCUGUUUGGCAAAUAAUUGUUUCAAUAACAAUUGUGUAACAAAUAGUUGUAUGAGUAGCAAUUGUAUGAGUAAUAAUUGUGUGACGAAUAAUUGUAUGAAUAAUAAUUAUUUGAAUAAUAAUUAUAUGAAUAAUAAUUGUAUGGGUAAUAAUUAUUUGAAUAAUAAUUGUAUGAGUAAUAAUUAUUUGAAUAAUAAUUAUUUGAAUAAUACUUGUAUGGGUAGUCAUUAUAUAAGAAACCACUGUGCAGGAAAUAAUUGUAUAGGGAAUAAUAUAUAUUCUGGUGGUUAUAAUUCAUUACAUAAUUAUAUAUCUAAUAAUAAUAAUAUGAAUAAUAUGAAUAAUAUGAACAAUAUGAAUAAUAUGAAUAAUAUGAAUAAUAUGAAUAAUAUGAACCAUAUGAACCAUAUGAACCAUAUGAAUAAUAUGAACCAUAUGAACAGUAUGAAUAAUGUGUAUAAUUAUAGCAAUGUUAAUAAUUUAAAUAAUAUUGACAAUAUGAAUAAUUCAAGAAAAAUGAUACAACAUAAUAUAUCAUCUAAUAUGGGUUGUACUAUGAAGAUAAUAAAUAAAGGAGAAAAAAAUGAUAUACAUAUAUGUGGAGAGAAAUAUAUAUAUAAUAACAUAAAACAAAAAAAAGAUACGUUAGAAAAUUGUCUUCAUGAUGAGCAUGUGGUUACAUAUGAUAACUGUAAACAUGUCUUAAGUAAUAUAUAUCAUGAAAAUAAUGUUGUUCAUUUUAAUAAAGGAAAUGAGAGUAUAGAAAUGUUGGAAGAACUAAACAAUAACAACAAUAAUAAUAACAACAUUAAUAAUAACAACAAUAAUAAUAACAACAAUAAUAAUAACAACUACAAUAAUAAUAACAACUACAAUAAUAAUAACAACUACAAUAAUAACAACUACAAUAAUAAUAAUAUUAUACAUUAUUCAUACAAUAAUCAUAAUAAUUUUAGUGAUAAUAACAGACAAGAUAAUAUUAAUGAUGAUAAUAAAGAAAUUAAUAAAAAUAUACACAUGAGUAAUAACUGUUUUUAUUAUCAUCAUUGUUAUAACAAUAUAUCUAAUGAAAGAAACAUUUACAAAAUUGACAAGAAAAAUAUAGAAAAAAAAAAUAAUACAAAUGAAAAUAUACAAAUGAAUAAUUUAAUAUAUAAUAUGAGUAAACUCUCCCUUAAUAAUAUAAAUAAUCACAUGAACAACAAGAAUAGAAGAUUAACUACAUGCCUGCCUAUAGUUCAAAAAACAUUGAAUACUUCUUACAAUAUUAAUAAUAAGAAUAAUGCAAAUCAUAUACAUAACAUGUUAAAUGUAAACAUACAAGAAGAUGAACAGUGUGAAAUAAAUAUGGCUACAAAUAUAGAACAUUAUAAAGAAAAUAUACCUCAUAAUAAUCAAUAUAAUAAUAAUAAUAAUUAUUAUUAUUAUAAUAAUUAUCAAUAUAAUACCUCAGAGGGUGAUUUAAAAAAAUAUUUUAUUUUAAAUAAUAAAUAUUUAAUAGAAAAUGCAAAUAAAUAUAACAAUCAAUAUAUUAUAUCAAGAAAUUGUAGUGCAACUAUAAAUGAUAAUUUUAUGAAACACCAUGAGAUGAAGAAUGAUUAUGUGGAUAACUAUGAAAUAAAUAAUAAUUACAUAAAUAAUUAUCAUAUGGGUGUUCAUUCUAAUAAUUCGAUUAACGCAUUCAACAACUUGAAUGACUUUGAAAGGAAUGACAACAUGGAGGUAACAACAUCGGUUGCAGAAAAUAUCCAAAGGAGACAAAUUAAUGAUAUGAAUGAUAUGAAUGAUAUGAAUGAUAUGAAUGAUAUGAAUGAUAUGAAUGAUAUGAAUGAUAUGAAUGAUAUGAAUAAUAUGAAUGAUAUGAAUAAUAUGAAUAAUAUGAAUGAUAUUAAUAGUAUUAAUAAUAUUAAUAGUAUAAAUAAUAAUAAUUUACUAUUAGAAAAUAUAAAAGGAACUCAACAUGUUCAUAAUGUUGAUAAUAUGUAUAAUAAUAUAUCUAAUCAUAACAAUGAUUACAUGUGUGAUGGUGCUGAUGUUUCUAAUAUGAACGAGACAGAAAUUAUGAACACACAAGAGAACAUAAUAAUUAAAUAUAAGAAAAUUCAUGGAAAUAAUUUGUUGCAUGACAAUAAAAUAAUAAAUGGAAAGGAGGCUACAAGAAAAAAUAUGAGUAACAUAAUAAAUAAUAAUGUUAUAUUAAAUAACUGUUCGAAGAAGGUGUGUAAUAAUGAUUUGGAUGAUGAGAAGGACAAAAAUUUACAACAUGAGUGGAAUAAUGAAGAGACAAUAUUAAAUAAUUAUAAUGAUCCUAUAGAUACUAGUAGAUGUAAAAAUAAACCUAAUGAGCAUUAUUCAGAUAAAUGUUGUGAUAACGAUGAUAUAAUUUAUUCUGACUUUUCAUAUAAAAAAAAUAUGUAUACUAUAAAGGAUAAUCAUAUAAAUUAUAUGAACAGAAAAAAUGAGAACCUAUAUGACAAUAUGAGAAUAAAAAAUAUGAAGAAGAAUAUGGAUGAAGACUUUAUUUGUCAUAACGGUUAUAGUAAUAGUAGUAGUAGUAAUAAUAAUAAUAAUGAUGAUGAUUAUAAUAAUAAUAAUAAUGAUGAUGAUUAUAAUGAUGAUUAUAAUGAUGAUUAUAAUAAUGAUUAUAAUGAUGAUUAUAAUGAUGAUUAUAAUGAUGAUUAUAAUAACGAUUAUAAUAACGAUUAUAAUAAUGAUAGUUUUUUAAGUGAUGAUUUACAUUGUAAUAUAAAAAAAAAGUUAGAAAGAAACAAUAUCGAGAUUAAUAAUAACUAUGUGCACUUACACAACAUGAAAUAUGGAAAUAGAGAAAAUCAAAUAGACAAUAUUGAUAAUUAUAAUGAUAAGGAUAAUAUACUAGAAAUAUAUAAUAUAAAUAAUGCAAUGACUGAAGGUAAUAAAUAUAUGAAUAAUAAUGAAAGUAUAGGAUAUAAGAGUACAAAAAAUUCUCAUGAGAGUUAUUCAUAUAAUAUAUAUGUUAAUAAAGUGGAUGAUAAAAAUAUGGAUACACAAGAGAGCAAAAGUAAUAUAAACAAACCAAAUGUAUAUAGGAAUGAAGAAAAUAUAUAUUUAUGUGUAGAUAAUAAAGUAAAUGAAGAAAUGGUUGAUAAAAAUUGUAGUGACCAAAUUAGUGAUACGAUAAAUAACAAGAUGAAGAACAAAAUAAAGAAUAGAUUAUUAUAUGAUGAGAAGUUUGAAAAUAAUAGUGAUCCUACAUAUUUUUUUGACGAUUAUAAUAAAUCUGUUGCUUCUUCUUUAGAUAAAUAUAAUUAUUUGAAUUAUAUAGAAAAUACAAAAAACAAUUGUAUGGCAAAUAAUAAUUUGGAUAUAUAUGAAUUUUCUUAUAAAAGUGAAGGGAGUUUAUCAAAUAAUAUAUAUGACAAUGAAGAGCAUAUAAUUCAUACAAGAAGAAAGGAUUCUUUUAAUGGUAAUAGGGAAGGUGAGAAAAUGAACUGUCAAUAUGAUGAUAGUAAGGAGGAUGACAAUAAUGAUGAUGAUAAUAAUGAUGAUGAUAAUAAUGAUUAUGACAAUAAUGAUGAUGAUAAUAAUGAUUAUGACAAUAAUGAUGAUGACAAUAAUGAUGAUGACAACAAUGAUGAUGACAACAAUGAUGAUGACAAUAAUGAUGAUGACAAUAAUGAUUAUGACAAUAAUGAUGAUGACAACAAUGAUGAUGACAAUAAUGAUGAUAAUAAAGAUGAUGAUGAUAAUAAUAGCAAACAUAGUGUUAAGAGUUAUAAUCCUUUAACUUACAGUUUUAGUGGUUUAUGUGAAUGUUUGAAUAAACAAGAUAAUAUUUAA
Plasmodium gaboni is the source of this 4917-nucleotide messenger RNA. Its product is annotated as putative zinc finger protein. The transcript is spliced from 5 exons. Gene Ontology annotation, molecular function: metal ion binding. The record is from RefSeq and is a predicted model, not a curated record. NCBI's taxonomy places the organism in Eukaryota, Apicomplexa, Aconoidasida, Haemosporida, Plasmodiidae. Bases 1 to 4917 code for a protein of 1638 amino acids.